CAUAUCAUUUGUUUCUAGCCGGAUCCCAAAAGCAUCCGGUAUUUGGUGCUCCGUCAAAACAAGUCCUUCCUUCCUAUGCCCGUCCACGCUUUGAACAGCUGAUGGUGCUUCUCUCUCUCUCUCUGCCAGACAGCCGUGAAACGUUUUGUCCUCAUUUUCCCAGAAUAUAGCUCGCCAUGACUAAAGAGGAAGUCCAGGGGGCGACGGAGGAGGAGCAGCAGGCUCAGUCAAAGAAAGGCCUGAAGAAACAGCAGAAGGAAGCGGAGAAAGCAGCAAAGAAGGCUGAGAAACAGGCCAAGCUGGCAGCCGAACAGCAAAGCACAGAGGAAGAAGACUUUGCCAAAGACAGAUAUGGUGUGUCGGCCAUGGUCCAGUCCCAACAAAAACUGGACAGGGUGUUGGUUCGUGUCCAAGACCUUAUUCCUGAGAAAGCUGACCAGCUGAUCUGGCUGCGUGCCCGAGUCCACACCAGCAGAGCCAAAGGGAAGCAAUGCUUCUUGGUCCUGCGUCAACAGCAGUUUAACGUGCAGGCACUGGUCGCAGUGGGAGAUCGUGCCAGCAAGCAGAUGGUCAAGUUCGCCGCAAACAUCACUAAGGAAAGCAUUGUCGACGUGGAGGCGUUGGUGAGGAAAGUGGAGCAGAAGAUCGAGAGCUGUUCCCAGCAGGACGUGGAGCUGCACAUCGAGAGGAUUUUUGUCAUCAGCCAGGCAGAGCCUCGUCUCCCCCUGCAGUUGGAGGAUGCCGUCAGGCCUGACGGAGAGGGGGAAGAGGAAGGCAGAGCCACAGUCAACCAGGACACCAAGCUGGACAACAGGGUGAUUGAUCUCAGGACGACCACCAGCCAGGCCAUAUUUCGCCUGCAGUCCGGAGUGUGCCAGCUCUUCAGAGAAACCCUCACCAAAAAGGGCUUUGUGGAGAUCCAGACCCCUAAAAUCAUAUCAGCUGCCAGCGAAGGUGGAGCGAAUGUCUUCACUGUAUCUUACUUUAAAACCAGCGCCUACCUGGCCCAGUCUCCCCAGCUCUACAAGCAGAUGUGCAUCUGUGCUGACUUUGACAAGGUCUUCUGUGUGGGUCCGGUUUUCAGGGCGGAGGACUCCAACACCCACCGUCACUUGACCGAGUUUGUGGGACUGGAUAUUGAGAUGGCCUUCAGCUACCAUUACCACGAAGUGAUCGACUCCAUCACUGACACCAUGGUGCAGAUCUUCAAGGGCUUGAGAGACAACUUCCAGACAGAGAUCCAGACGGUGAACAAGCAGUACCCCAGUGAGCCUUUCAAAUUCCUGGAGCCCACUCUGAGGCUGGAGUACACCGAGGCCUUGGCCAUGCUGCGCGAGGCCGGGGUGGAGAUGGGUGACGAGGACGACCUCAGCACGCCCAAUGAAAAGCUGCUUGGACGUCUUGUCAAGGAAAAGUAUGACACUGACUUCUAUGUGCUGGAUAAGUACCCACUGGCUGUUAGACCCUUCUACACGAUGCCUGAUCCAAACAACCCUAAAUACUCCAACUCAUAUGACAUGUUCAUGAGGGGAGAGGAGAUCCUGUCUGGAGCUCAGAGAGUCCACGACGCUCAGAUGCUGACUGACAGGGCCAUCCAUCACCAGAUUGAUCUGGAGAAGAUCAAGGCAUACAUCGACUCCUUCCGGUAUGGAGCACCCCCACAUGGUGGUGGAGGCAUUGGCCUGGAGAGAGUCUGCAUGCUGUACCUGGGGCUCCACAACGUGCGUCAGACCUCCAUGUUCCCACGUGACCCGAAGCGCCUGACGCCUUGAACCUUCCCCCACGUAGACAAAGCAGACCCUGGUGAAACGAUACUAAUCCACAAUCCAGAACGGGGGAGAGUAUAGGAGCUAGUGCCACUCUAUGACUCUAACGUGCCACUAUGAUUAACCAUUAAGAUGACAGAAUGAAGCUUUUGUAACAGUAGGGUUUAUUUUAUUGAUUGGUGUAUAACAUACUUAACAGGGAAAAGGGAGUUGGCCAGGGAUACAAGGACAUCCCUGUAAAGCUGCACACACCUAAUCCAUCUUUUAAUCUUGUUAGUGUUCGUCUUAAGUUCUUUUCUAUGAAGAUGUUAAAAACAAACUAUCUUAAUAGAGACUCCUACUACCAGCACAGACUAAAGACUAUUGAUUGUCUCCAGCAGAAUGACUCUAACUAAAGGUCUUUGUAUAUCAUUAGAGGAUUAGAGAACAUAAACAAUAAUAAAAACUUCUGAAACAAUCAA
Molecule: messenger RNA, 2227 nt
Organism: Etheostoma cragini (Arkansas darter)
Lineage: Eukaryota; Metazoa; Chordata; Actinopteri; Perciformes; Percidae
Gene: dars1
Product: aspartyl-tRNA synthetase 1
Exons: 18
Coding region: 177-1772 (531 amino acids)
Biological process (GO): aspartyl-tRNA aminoacylation
Cellular component (GO): cytoplasm; cytosol; aminoacyl-tRNA synthetase multienzyme complex
Molecular function (GO): aspartate-tRNA ligase activity; ATP binding; RNA binding
Source: RefSeq, a predicted model, not a curated record